AUGUCGAAACAGUUGUUGAGGAAGAGCUUGCGGAAGUUACUGGAUCUUGUGCCUAACGAUGAGGUUGCCAGGCAAUCGAAGGUGGUAACUGAAACGUUGGAACAAUUGGUUCUUCAGAAGAGCAAAGAUUUAGGUCGACCACUGAGCAUCGGAUGUUAUAUGGGGAUGGACUAUCAGGCCGAAGUACAGACUUUAGAUCUUUUGAAAUGGAUGUUUGGUUGUACUGAUACCAUCUCUCGAGUGUUUUUACCUAGAUGUACCACGACAGGUAAUACAGGACAAGUCAGUUUAAGAUCAAAUAGACCUGAUCAUCCACAUUUAGUGUUUUUACAGGUUCCCAGCUGGUCCGAUGUAACAGCUAUGAAACCUGAAGGAAAAUACAAGUUACGUGAACCACCAAUGCCUCAUAUUACCCAAUCAAAAUUAUUAAUGCCACCACAGAUGGAUUUGAUGGUGGUACCAGGGGUUGGUUUUGCUCCUGAUACAGGUGCAAGGAUCGGAUGGGGUGCUGGUUAUUACGAUGAUUUCUUUCAAAGGUAUUUACUACAGCAUGAUCAUUUACCUUAUCUUGUAGGAAUCUGUCUGAAAGAACAAAUUACUCAAAAAAUUCAAUGUGAGCCUCAUGAUCAACAGAUGGAUUGUCUUGUUGUAGGUGAUGGCUCAACAGUACAUUUUUAG
Maudiozyma saulgeensis is the source of this 678-nucleotide messenger RNA. The record is from the annotation of a GenBank genome assembly. Lineage: Eukaryota; Fungi; Ascomycota; Saccharomycetes; Saccharomycetales; Saccharomycetaceae.